Diabrotica balteata is the source of this 1699-nucleotide messenger RNA. NCBI's taxonomy places the organism in Eukaryota, Metazoa, Arthropoda, Insecta, Coleoptera, Chrysomelidae. The record is from the annotation of a GenBank genome assembly.
GUUAAAUUUUCCUGGAGCUAGUUGUCAAAAAGUCAAAAUAUAUUACUCAUUGUAUAUUUCUGCAGAAUUUAACUGGAUAAAUUAAUUUGUUUUUAAUGUCAUGGUCGCCCAGACAUCUGAUACAGAGUAUAAAGUAGGAAAGAGAAUUGAGUGCAAUGGUAAUUUUGGAAGUAUAAAAUAUGUAGGUCCUGUAGAAGGGUAUCCUGGAAACUGGUUGGGUAUUGAUUGGGAUGAUAAAGACCGUGGUAAACAUAAUGGAACCGUGAAUGGAAUUCGGUACUUCUAUACAAGGUACCCAAAGUCAGGAUCUUUAGUAAGAAAAGAGAAAGUAAACUUAGGCCAAAAAUUAAUUGAUUCUGUGAGAACAAGGUAUGGAUUUAUAGAUAAUGAAGAUUCAGCUAAGAAAAACAAAGAAGAAAUGAUGAAAUUUCAACAGAUGAUAAAUGCGCCAUUUUUAGAAUUUGUUGGUUUUGAUGAAGUUGCUGAAAAACAAAGAAAUUUCCAGUCACUGGAAGUUGUAAAUGUAAGACUUCAGAAUGUUAGCAUCAUUGGAGACUUGAUGAAUUUAUGUCCAAAUGUUAGAGAGAUUGAUAUAUCAAAAAAUCUAUUAUCAAGUUGGAAUGACAUUUUCAGUAUUUGCUCACAACUGAGACAUCUGUAUUGGAUAAAUUUAAGUGAAAAUUUGUUAUCUAUGCCAGAUAACACAGAUAAACAUGUAUACCCUAAUAUAACUGUAUUAGUUUGUGGUUCCAUGGAACUGACCUUUGAAGAUGUUACAACGAUUUCAGCAAUUUUCCCAAACGUUGAGGAGCUAAGAGUGCCUUAUAACCAUAUAACCAAUUUAACAAUUCGGUCCGAUCAUAAUUUUAGGAGGUUGAAAUAUUUGGACUUGGAGGGUAACGACAUAAGACAUUGGUCAGAAAUUAAUAAGUUAUCUGUAAUAAAAACGUUAGAACAUAUGACUAUAGAAAAUAUUAAAUUAGAAAGUAUCAGAUUUGAAGAAAAUUUAAUACCAGUGAGUUGUUUUAAUAAUCUGGAAACACUUAACUUGAAUGACAACUUAAUAGCAGAGUGGCGAAGUAUAGGAGAGCUUAACAAAUUGGAAAAAUUUCGCCAUCUUAGGCUUUUAAAAAACCCAAUAUUAGAGACGGAGAAUAUUGCUACUAGAGAACAAAUUAUAAUAGCUAAAAUAGAACACUUACAAAGUUUGAAUGGAAGACACAUCAAAAGUGAUGAAAAAAGGGGUGCUGAAUACGAUUAUAUUAAAAAGUAUGCUUUAGAAUGGAUGAAAAUUGAAAAUACAGUAGAUAGAGAAAAAUUUUUAUUAGAACAUAAUAGGUUUCUUCAAUUAAUUGAAAUGUAUGGCUUGCCGGAAGAGUCUGAACUGAUCGUGAAACCAAACAUCAUUCAAAGCUCCUUGGUGAAUUUAAUAUUUCGAUACAAUGGCGUAGAAAAGACGAAAAGUUUGCCUGAAAAUAUUUUAGUUCAGAAGCUCAUAUUGCUUGUAAAAAAAAUGUUUAAAUUGAGAGAACGUCCAGUGUUAAUAUACAGUAGUGCUUUACAGCCAGAAAUUAAAAUUGAACUAUGUGAUGAAUUCAAAGAACUGCAUUAUUAUUCUGUUCAGGACGGUGAUUCUAUAAUUGUACAAGAUUUCUGAAAUUAACACCUAAUUUAAUAUAUUUUUUAUUUUUUCACGCUA